Molecule: messenger RNA, 1354 nt
Organism: Trichobilharzia szidati
Lineage: Eukaryota; Metazoa; Platyhelminthes; Trematoda; Strigeidida; Schistosomatidae
Source: the annotation of a GenBank genome assembly
ACACUUUUAAAUGAUUGUGGGGCAGUAAUAUCAAAAGAUUCUAUUUCGAAAGCAUUAUUAAGCGAUAAUGUGCAGCCAUAUUACUCUAGGCUGAAUACCGGACACAUUAUCAAAGCAAUAAAGGAUUUAUGAAAUUAUAGGUUCUACAGCAGUCCAGGGUAUCAAAGGUGGCUGCAUCUUUCUUUUGCAGGUAUGGCUGUAUUUGAUUUAAGCGAACUGCAAUGACCCCUGCUGUUCUAAAGGUUUGGUAUCUAGACGCCUUUGGAAACCCGGUAGUUGAUGAGGGAAGACUGUUGAGUGCUAGCUUUGUAGUCAUUUUGGACGAAUUGAUCUCAUUGUUUUUAAAACACCUUUAUUCAGCCACACUAGUAGGUGUUAGCGAGUAUGAAAAAUAAGGUUUUCUUAGCGAAAUGUAAACUCAUACGUUUUGUUGUCAAUUGAUGCCACUAAUUGAUCCGUGAUGACAAUUUUAAAAUCUCAAUUCACUAGAAAUUUAAUAGGAAGCAGUUCGUAAAAUUCCAGAAGAUGUAUCAGCCUAUUUCAUUAGCCAAAGGCGAACUAUUCUACUAAUACUUAGAAUUCGUGUCAGUAACCACAGUAGAUUUAUCCAGGAAGGGAAUAGAAAAGUAUGAACAAUUUAUAAAAAUUAAUUAACAUAGCCUCGGAAAUUCACUUCAGACAAUAAUCUGAAUUACAAAUAUGCUAUUCGUUAGCAAGAAGCGCUUAAAUCAAGUAGUGCGUGACUAUGUCGGAACGUUCGGAAAUGGAACAUGUGAGCAGAUUUAGUGCAGGCACGAUACCUCUGUCUGUGCUCAUUGAGUUUAUUUCACAAAAAGUGUAUACAGAUCUAAUGCGUCUUAUUGACUUGCUGCCAAGCAAAACUGAUCUUGAAAAAAAAAUUGAGAUUGCCACAUUCUUCAGUCGAACGCAGCAUAUAUUUAUUAGACUUGAAGCACUUGUGAAAUGGUCCAACAGUGCGUCGAAGGUUGACAAGUGUGAGAAAAUCUCCAACUUUUUAGAAGAACAAACAUUUUUCUUAAUUAGCACAGCUAAUGCUCUUUCCAGACUUCUCAGGGAAACACUUGUCAGUGCCAGAUUGCCUCCUUUUUCUGUGCUUAGUGCUAUAGAAGUUUUCACCAAAAAAGGAUACACUCGUCUUCCUAAGUCAAUUAAGAAUUGUGCUGUUGUUGAACAAUCGAUAAGUGAAAAAGAAAAGAAAGAGAUUUUAUUAAAUUUGAACAGUUUAAUCCAAACUCGUCUUAGCCUUAGUCAGAUACCAAAUCAAUUCCGAAAAAUAAAAAUAGCUAAUGGACGUGCGCAUUUUCUCGUUCCAAAUGAAUUCAGUGUAAGUUGA